CCAUACAGUGCAUUUUUCCAGCCUUUUCAAACUCACGAUUCACUCUCAUCAUUUCCAGCUCACCCUUUGACUUUGUGAACCUUCUACAUCUCAUUGAUUCGACUACAAUUCUCUGACUUUGGACGGUCCCAUAGCCGUUGAAUUUAUUUAGGAACUCCUCUGUAGCUUGAACUCCAGCACUCCAAGCUUGCCUGAAAUAAAAUCUCGAACACACUGAAUCAAACAAUCCACUUAUUCGAUACACGCAUAUAUCCGUUAACUAGGUGGCUCAUACGGAAUCAACAAUCAAGAUGUCGCUCCCUACCAUGGAAACCCAGUUCAAAGUAGCCAGCGAAGCGGCCCAAAACUUCGUAGACCACUUCUACGAAGCGCGCACGCGCCGGCGUCCGCUGGGCAUGUUCUACGCCUCGACGUCGGCGCGGCUGACCGGCGCGUCCGUGAAGCCGGACAUAAGCGUCAACGGGCUGCCCGUGGCGGACGUGGCCGCGUACGAGGCGAUGCUCGAGGGCCAGGGCGGGCCCGUCGUCUACGACAUCUCGUCUUUCGACGCGCACCCCGUGACGGCGCACUACAAGACGGGCGAGCCGGAGACCACCGGCGCCGGUGGUGCGGAGGGUCGGGACGCUACUGCCGCCGCGGUCCUGCGUAACGGGGAUCGGAUGAGUUUUGCUAUCCAAGUAAGCGGCAUGAUCCGCUACACGCACGAGCACACGGCCCCUGCCACCAUCACCGCGGAGGCUGCUAAGGGCACGCCUCCGCCGCCGGGCGAGGCUCCUAGUGCUAACACCAACACCGCCUUUGCCGUCGGCACCACGCCGACGCCAGCAGCGGAAGCCGAGUUGCCGGAGCAGCCCUUCAACGAAGCCUUUCUGUUGGUACCGCACUGGGAGGCGUGGGCCCGCAACGCGCCGCGGAAUUUGCGGAAGUGGGUUAUUGUUAGCCAGAACUAUAGGACUCUAUGACAUAUCCUUAUGGAUGGGGUCGAUAUCCUGUAUGCAGAGAUGGGGAGGCAGAGUAGGGGUAUGGAUUAAGGGAUAGAUAGACAGGUCAAAGACUUGGUCUAAAAUGGGAGUGAAACGAUGUUGGCCCUCGAAAUCACCGUGACAUCGAACUUCUCUAUUGAAGCAUCUGCAUGAACAAACAAUGGAAAUAGGCAUUCGGCACCCCUUAAAUCAUAAGCCGAUGGGUGGAAGCAUGAGGCGUUGAGUUGAAUUAAGCAGUCCAUUGGAAGGUCUGGGUACUGAAAACUAUUUCUCAAGUUCGCAUAGCAGAAGGCGCCUUCGUCAUAACCAAAGGAUGAAACGCAGUGGAAAUAGGAAAAUUUACGUUCUGGACGAGCACAAGCAGCCGCUUUAUCUUAAGUUCAAUAUGAAUGCUAGGUGAUGGUACUUCAUCACCUCACUGCAUUUCAAUAUUUGGUAAACCAUACUAGUCC
This is a messenger RNA of Annulohypoxylon truncatum, 1435 nucleotides long. RefSeq lists its product as uncharacterized. The record is from RefSeq and is a predicted model, not a curated record. The transcript has 3 exons. Bases 291 to 962 code for a protein of 223 amino acids. NCBI's taxonomy places the organism in Eukaryota, Fungi, Ascomycota, Sordariomycetes, Xylariales, Hypoxylaceae.